AUGGCUGAAGGAGGUCGGUUGCUCCUGUCAGAGCAGGUGUAUCAUGCAUGCCUGGCUCAUGCCCUAAUGAGUGAGAAUGAAGAGAUCAUGGGAUUGCUGCUUGGCGACGUCGAAGGCUCUGAGGUUCGGAUAUGGUGUUCAAUGACCUUGCGCCGAAGUGACAAGCAACCAGAUCGAGUCGAAAUCGCACCAGAGCAGUUGGUCGAGGCAGUCCAUGUGGCGGAUGAGUUGAACAAGGUGCUGCAGUGCCGUACCAGAGUCCUGGGCUGGUACCACUCGCAUCCGCACAUCACCUGCUUUCCAAGCCAUGUGGAUCUUCGAACUCAACUGGAGUACCAGAUUAUGGAUGCAGACUUUGUUGGAUUGAUCUUUGGAGUUUUCAACUACGGAGACUCUGGUGGCAUCCAUCAUGAGCUCAUCGCUUUCCGCACACACGAGGAGGGAGGACAGCAUCAGCAGAGAAACUUGGCUGUCGAAGUGGUCCCUCUUUGCCAGCUGCUCUCGCAGGAAGACGAGGCUGCAGCGGUACAGCUUCAGGAAUUCGGAGGCUUCUUUGGCCAAAGCACAAUUUGCACCGUCGCCGAGCACACUUUGGCGGAAGUCUUGGAGGUGCAGGAUGGAGGCAAGGAGCGCAAUAAGCUCGAGGCCGGCACCGCUCCGGUUCAGGAGGACCAGGAAGAUCCUGAAGUCUCUUUGUCCAGGCUCAGGCAGAAGGCAACUUUGAUUGGGACGCUUUUCCGUGUUGCUGGCGAGAGCAUCGCGCCGCUGGAAGGAUACUUCCAGGACUCAACGAAGAACUUCCAGGUCUAUUCGAAGAUCUGGGACAAGCCACAGGAGGAACCCGAAGCAGAGACCCUGGGAGCGCCGGAUAAGUCCAAGACCGACGGGCUGAAAGAGGCAGAGCUGUCGACCCCGAAAGCUCAGCAAACUGUGGAGAUUGUGAAUGGCUCUCCAGCACCAACGGAACGGGAGGACGAAACUCCGGAGCAGAAGUCUGCAGCAAGUGUCAGGCUAUCGGACCAGCAAGGCCAGCAGUCGAAAGAGGAUGACGAAGGAGGUCCGGAGACCUUUGUCAGCUCGUCUUCAUCCUUUCUCUCCUCCAUUCUUCCAGACGGUGGCCGAGAUUCAGGCGCAGCAGAUCCCGCCUCGCAUGCGAUGGACUGCUCUGGAGCUCCAGAAUCCGCAGGCAAAGAAGGAAGCGGGCAGGUGCCGUCCGUGCCAGCUUCAGCUCGAGUUCCGCCGGACGCGGACAACAUCACGACCUUGAAGAACAAUUUUGGGGAGCCUGGAUACUGCCUCUGCCAACUAAAUCUGAGGAGUGAAUAUGACACGCCGCGGAAAUGCUCCCGCAAGAGUUCGCCCUCUGCCCUCCGGUGUACUCAACACCUCAACAGCCAGACGCCCAUCCCUUUCUGCAAUGAGUUGCACCUGGAUUGGAGCUGCGUCCAAGCCGAUCUGCAGAAUGGAGCAUUUCGCGUGGAGUUUCGCUGUGAUACGCUUUCUAGCAGGAGACAUCCAGAUGCGGUGGGAGCGAAGGAUAAGCGACCUCCGGACCGCAAUUUCUCGGCCGAAGUAUUUGGGAACGGAGCUCUCAAAGCAGUGGCAGACUACGUUGCGGGGAAGUCCUACGAGGCACUGACAAAGCUUGCGGAACCACCUACAAAGAAGCCUCGGACCAGGUAG
This is a messenger RNA of Symbiodinium sp. CCMP2592, 1683 nucleotides long. NCBI's taxonomy places the organism in Eukaryota, Dinophyceae, Suessiales, Symbiodiniaceae. The record is from the annotation of a GenBank genome assembly.